AGGGUGACCUCCGCGGCUCUGGUGUGAGAGCAGUGAAGUUCCGAGCGCUGCUUCGUCCAUCUUCUGAGCCGCCAUGCUGAGCGCCACGUGCCGCAGGCUCGCCCCGGCGCUGCGGAGGCUCCGCGCACUGUCUGCAGUCGCCGGGAGGUUUCUGCAAGUGCCCGGGGCCAGGCUCUGCUCUGACCAGAGCGAGAGGGCUGAGCAGCCCCACACCUUCCACCCGGCGCUGCUGCAGUUCCUGGUGUGUCCGCUCUCCAAGAAGCCGCUUAGAUAUGAAGCAUCGACAAAUGAAUUGGUUAAUGAAGAGUUGGGAAUAGCAUAUCCAAUCAUUGAUGGGAUCCCUAAUAUGAUACCACAGGCAGCAAGGACCACACGUCAAAAUGAGAAGCAAGAAGAAGCUGAGCAACCCUAGACCCUGAUUGUUAAAAGCAUAAUUACUGAGUUCUCUUAAUUCUGUACACCUUUAACACAGGGAGGGAGAGUUGGGGUGGAACAGUAAUUCUGCCUCGGCCUGCUUGACUGUUCUUCCCCUGCCCUCUUUAGCAGGACUAUUCUGAUCUGCUUUUCUGGAGGAGAAUGUCCCACAGGGCUGCACCAGCACAGACCACAGACAGGCUUUGACUUUACAGUGUGCUUUUGCCAACCACCAUAGCAAUGUGUGUGUUCUCCCACCUUUGGAACCAGAAAGGUCUAAAACUCUUUAAGUGUAGUUAGUACAACCAUAGCCGGGACAGCACGUGGAUUAAUAAGAGAUCUGCAGCAACAUCUGUGAAAACUACAUAUAAACCCAUUUGAUUUAUAACAAGAUCUGUUUGUCUUAUUUCUCUCAGGCUUAGGACCAGGAAGCAGGCUAUGGAAGCUUUUUCAUGCAUGUUAUAGCCUUGUUUUUUGAAGAUUUCACUUACAACCACUGUCAGAGGAAGCAUUUCAGUCAUCAGCUGAGGCUUGCUUCAAAUCCCAUUCAUUUGAAAGCUGGUGAUUUCAAGUAUUGUUUAGUUUCAAGGUCAACGGUAAGCUUAAGUGCUAAGAAAAUUCUGACAUUGUAAACUUGCCUUCAGCACUUUGGUAUUUCAUGGUUACAUCAAUAAUAAAACAAGAUGCUCACAGUUUACCACCAAGCCCAGUUUGCAGUGGUGGAAGGAUGUCUGCUUGAAUGGAUGGUUUUAUCUCAAGAGUCUGAUAGGAAGAGAACAUGUGAAAAUAGUUUAUGUAACUACAUUUUCUAUACAGAGUCAUUUACUAUUCAAAAUAGAAUCGUUCUCCAGGGAGGUCCCUUCAGUAGGUAAAGUCCGGAGUGGGAAGCUGGUUAUAUCCUUUUAAGUUUAGUGUUUCAAAGUACACUCCAGUUUCUCUUGCCCUGGAAAAUGUGAAGAGUCCUCCGGCCUUUAACCUCAGUUUUCUAGAAGUGUAACAGAGCUGAUUGAGGAUGAUAUAGUAUCUACGUUAGAAACAGAGCCUGAGUUUCUCAGUCCUUCCCCUAAAGAAAUGCAAGAAUUGCUUAUAAAUUUAAUUGGUUGCACAUGCCCCGGCCCAACGCCUUGUGUAUGUUAGGCAAGUGUGUGACCACUGAAAUCCUCUCCCCCUGAUUUAUUAAUCUACUCUCUGUGUGGGGAAGAGCCAUAGCAUGGGGAAGUCACAGAACAGAUUGGUGGAGUUGAUUCUUUCCUUGCACCAUUGGGUGAUGGAGCCUCAAGUCAGGUGGCCAGGCUUGGUGGUGAGACCUUUAUCAUCCUAAUUGUCUCACUGGCCCUUAAUUGAUUCGUAAUGAGCUAGCCUCCUAGACUAGUUUAAUAAAAGAUGUACAUGAUUCUCCCUGGGAAAGAGAAAAUUAAAGCCUGUCAUACAUGUCUCCUAUUUUCAAUAUUAUUAAGUAUAAGUUGCAUUCUUAUAUUAUCCAGUGGCAACACAGAGCUGAACUAGAUCAUAGAGCUUCUCCAUUCCUGAAGUGGAGUUUUUAGCCCUGAAUUUCACAUUUAACCAACUGAAAGCUGUGGACAAUGUAAAUGAACAGUUUUGCCCUUAAAGCUAGUGUCAACCUGAUAAGUCAGUUGCAGCUUUUUUAACUUAAUCAUUUGAGCAGUUGUCUCUAAGGGAGCUCAGUAUUUAUUCUCUCAUCAAAGAAUCUACUUGUACAAAGAACCCUGGGUGCAGUUAUUGGCAUAGUACAGAGUCUUUAUUUUCAGAACCUGGAGAGGAGGUAAUAGCACAGUUUUACAGAUAGACAAACAAGCAUUUCAGUAUCGACUUGAGCCAGGGAGUUCCUCUGAAUCCCAGCACUUGAGAUGUGCAGCAGGAUGAGGAAGUCAGUCAAGGACAUCUUGAGCUAGAGAACUGUUUAUCAAAACUCUAAUGAAGCCCAUUGGGUCAGCAAGAAGACAAGUAAGAAAAGGAAGGUGUUUCAAUGGUAGGGGCAUUAAGAGGGUACUGGGACAAAAAUGAUCAGAAUACAUUUUAUGCAUGGAUAAAAUAUUCUAUUUUGCAUAAUUAAUAUGUUUACUCAGAAAAUAAUAGUAGAUGUGUCUUAGUUGGGGUUUCUAUUGCUGCCAUGAAAUAUGAUGAUCAAAAGCAAGUUGGGGAGGAAAGGGUUUAUUUGGCUUACAUUUCCAUCACAAUCAUCAAAGAAGGUCAGGACAAAAACCUCAAACAGGGCAGGAACCUGGAGGCAGGAGCUGAUAUAGAUGCUGCUCACUGGCUUGCUCUCAUGGUUAUGCUCAGUCUAACUACUUCCUUAUAGAACCCAGGACUAGAAUGGCAGGUCGUGUCUCAAUAGCACACUAGGCCAAGGCAGUUCCACAUGGAAGAGGUUUUAUUGGAAGGGAGAGACAAGGUAGUGGCAGAAAGAGAAGAUGGGAGAAAGAGAAUGAGAAAGGGGCAUUCUCCUUAUUUAUAUGGAAAAUGACGUAACACAGGUAAAGGUGAGAGGUGAGCCAAGUGGAUGCUAGAAAUAUUGGUGCCUGUUGGCAACCAAUCUGCAGGCCGCGCUGUCACCUAUGUGUGUUAUAGAUUUGGGAUGUCCUGAUGUCAACAACCAGCCUAUGGAUGGAACCACUCAAUGGGUUGGUCCCUACCCUAUUGAUCACUAAGAAAAUGCCCUACAGGUUUGCCGAGAGCCCAGUCUUAGGGAGGAAUUUUCUCAAUUGAGGUUCCUUCCUCUCAGAUGAUUUUAGCAUGUUUCAAGUUGACAAAAACUAUCCAGCACAAGGUAAUACCAGACACAUCUAGCUACCCACGUUUAUUGUUUUCUGUGAGUCUGAAUAAACUCUCAAGGGAACAGGACCCUUUCCCAAGAAUAAAGAUUUAAGCUAACCUAACAGAUAAUGGCUGUAGUAGUAGGCGCAAAAUAGCACGUUUGCCUUCAUGUUUAAUAAAAAUAGUUUACACUACUCACAUCAAGGAUUCAUUAUAUUUCCUCAAUAAUACUACGGUGUUUUUUUUUUUCAAAUGAUGGUUUUAUUGUUCCAAUAGUACGUGAUUUAAUGUUAUUUUUAGUAUUUUAUUUAUAAUUGUAAAAGUUGACUAAGAAAAGGUCAGCGAUACACAAUAUGUCCCAUGAAUUAAAAUUCCUGAAUAUUCUAUAUUUUCAUUCUUUGAGUCUACAAGGAGAUAAUAUGGGCCAUCCUUACCAGUUAUUUCCCAACCCAAACUAGCUCCUUUCAUCUUUGGUAGUCCAUCUUUUUAAUAGGAAGACCUCUGAGACUCAGGAAUUUAAGGUACUGUUGAUUGACGUGACCUCAGUGACUCCUGUUGUAGAAAUUAAAAAGGAGUAACAGUGAUAGGCUUAAGAAUACAUCAAAUUUAUAAGCAUAUGUGAGUAUAUUCCAUGAUAGUUUUUAAAGUAAAGUUUUUAAUUUUCACCAUUAGCACUUUUGAAAUAUUGCCAAUAGAAUUAACACCUGAUGCAAAGUACACAUUCCUGCUGCAAAGGGAGAAGGGUAUUUCUUGUUAUUGCAUUCAUCAGACUGUGGGAAAUCUCAAGGGUUCUUUUUGCCAUCAAAUAUUGCAUACCCACUAGACAACUGAUAAUAUGAUGAAGUGGUAAUCAAGGCAGAUGAACUUCAACCUAAACAGCUUAGAAAAAUCCUUGGUCUUGUACAUGUGUUCACUGGUGAGAAUGUUCUCUAAGUUAACUCCAAGAUGUGUGGCUGGUGUCUCAUUAAUGGCAUCCUUGUUUGUGUUUAAUGAGAGUCUUUAUUUUAUUUAUUUUGCUUCAUAAUUCUCAAUGUAAGAGAUACAUUUAAAUUCUCAUACACGUUAUGAAUGUGUCUGCAAGGUAUUCAGUGCUAGAAAAUAAGUGUUGCAAAAUGAUAGUUAUCAGAACAGCACAGGUUUAUGUCUACUUAGUGUCUGGGUUGCGCCAUGGAAGCUAAUUAUUUGUUUAUUCUCAUCCAGCAGUCCUAACCUGUGAGUUGUGACCUGCAUUAUGAUUCAUAGCAGUAGCAAAAUUAUAGUUUUGAAGUAGCAAUGAAAUAGAUUUAUGGUUUGGGGUCACUAACAUGAGGAACCAUGUCAAAGGGUCACAGCAUUAAGAGGUUGGACAUAAGGUUGAGAAGCACUGGUCUUAGGUAUAGAUACUGGCCCAGAUGUUUGGUAUCCACACUAACAUGGAACACUUGUCUUUUCUACCUUCAUAUCUGGUUCAGACAAAGUUCAGAAUUUCUCUUACAUUUUACUACAGUGGACACAUGAAAGAUGUUUAAUUCAGGAUUCUGGAUUUUAUUGUAGCUUGAUCACAGGGGAAGAAAUAUAAACGAUUUCAGGUAGAAUUGCUACAUGACUAAAACUGGAGGUCCAAAAAUGUUGCAUACCUUCUUUCCUUGUAAAAGGGGUGUGUGUGUGUGUGUGUGUGUGUGUGUGUGUGUGUGUGCUAUUAAAAUUUUACUUAUUAGCAAAAACAAAACAAAAAUCUACAAGCAAACAAACAAAAACAAAAACCUGCCUUAAAAUAGCAUUUACACAUUAGAUCAAAAUACAACAAUCCAGAAAGUUGGCCUAAGUCAGUUUUCUUCACUACUAAAUAACAUUCAUCUUCAUUUUGAGAAAAUUUCUGUUUACAAAGAAAAUAAGAACCAAAAUGUAUAGAUUCUAAUUCGUUAGGCUGUUAGUUUUUACUGUCUAAAGUACCAUAUACUUCAGUUAGGAGCAUUGAAACUUAAUGUUCUGUAGCACAAUAGGGUGACUAAACUUCAUGACAUUUUAUAAAGUACAAGAAAUAUCCUUAACAAAAUGUUUAUGGACAGGGCCAUUAGUCUCCUUAUUUGAUCAUAGUAUAAUGUGUACAUGUAUCAUGCCCUUUGAGUAUAUGUAAUUUUGUGUCAAUUUAAAAGACACCUUAUAUUUUAGUUUGUUACAUUAUAUUAUGAUUGCCUGCUUUUUAUCUUCUGUCUAGACAGUAAACUCUUGUUCCAAUUUU
Molecule: messenger RNA, 5410 nt
Organism: Mus musculus (house mouse)
Lineage: Eukaryota; Metazoa; Chordata; Mammalia; Rodentia; Muridae
Gene: Pyurf
Product: Pigy upstream reading frame
Exons: 2
Coding region: 74-412 (112 amino acids)
Cellular component (GO): mitochondrion
Source: RefSeq, marked validated